Aspergillus lentulus is the source of this 2220-nucleotide messenger RNA. The record is from RefSeq and is a predicted model, not a curated record. NCBI's taxonomy places the organism in Eukaryota, Fungi, Ascomycota, Eurotiomycetes, Eurotiales, Aspergillaceae.
AUGAGCCGCGGGGCAAGCUAUGAUAUUCUGGUCCCUUUACAGGACUUCCACUCCGCAAGGCAUCCACGGGAUACCAAUGAGAUCCAUCAAGAACCAACAUCGUCAAAUGAACCAGUAGCACCUCACCGAGUCAGUAUUGACUCCAGCGGCAGUUUACGCAUCAAGGAAGAUGGACAGGACCGAUCAAAGGUAGAGCCUCGAAAAGUACUGAUACGGCGAAACCGGUCGACCGCUGUUCGUUAUUUCCUUCAAUUCCAUAUGAUUCCACUGGCAGGGGCAAUAGCGCUCAUCGUCCUGAACAUCCAAACACGGUUCCUUGGGACCGAUAGCCAAUGGUUCAGCUUACUUCAAUUCAUCGCCAAGUUUCACGAAAUCCUGAUGCAGAUCUCGAUCGCGACGGCGUUGGGCGCCUACCAACAAUACCUUCUCACUCAACCCACCUCUGGGGUGCCCUUUGGAGCUAUUUUCUCUGCAUAUCACACCACACAAGUGGGCUAUUUAUGGUCACCUGAAUUCCGUGCCAGUUUGACGACUCCUGGGUUCCCACUGCUUCUAAAAAUGGGGUUUGUGCUUUUCGUUCCUGCGAGCAUCUUACUUGCUUCUGCUGUCGGGCCCGCGAGCGCUAUUGCAAUGUUGCCCAGACACGUCAAUUUCAGCAUACCAGACUACCAAUUAGCGCUGGAUCACGCCUACAGUGAUAUCUUUCCGACGGCAUUUAUCCAGCCUGGCUCGCGUUUAGUAGAUGGAAUUUAUAACCAAAAUGAACAAUCCCCUGCCAUCGGUUGGGAGUAUCUCAGAGACCUUCCAAGCGUGGGACAAGACCAGCCCACGUUGGUCGGGACGCAGCAAGCGUUUAAGGAUCUGGGGGAUGGAUACGGAAAAUCUGUCGAGGAGAUGCCACCACUAUACUCUGUCGAUCUUUUGUCUCUUGUUCCGCGUACUCAAUCCCUCUCUGAGACAUUCACAAGAACCUUAUACGUGCAAUUUGCCCCCAACGGCACAGUGGCUACGGUGCAGCAGGUCCCAAUUGCAGCAGGCCUAUCCAGGGCCGUAAUUAGCUCACUUGCAGGAGUGAAUAACCCGGCUACAGUUGGUGAGGCAAGCAUCCGAAUCGCACAUCCGGUUGUGAGCACCAUUUGCACGCUGAAUGCGAUUAUGGACGGAAACGACACCCGCCCCAUUCAAUUCCCCGUAACUUAUCUUGCUGCAAAUGCCACGGCAGUUGAAACCACAACUUACACUAAUAUCACCCGACGACAGCUUUGGGACCAAAUUCAGAAGCAAGGGCAGGGGCAGAUCCUCUGGGUGGAUGAUAUUCAUUUUUCGACGGAACGAACGCUAGGAGCCAUCGUCGUACAGCCGGCUCUCUGUGAUAAUGGUCAAGAAUAUAUCAGUAUGUCCGCAUGUGCAGUAAGCGGGCAGUGGGCCAACAUAACCUCCAGGAUAGUGGUUGCAACAAACGGGUCAGCCACGGAAUUUGACCAGCGAGUGGAAAGUCUUCUCCCGCGGGAUUUUCUCAACGCUCUCCCAGCAUGGCCGCCACAUGCCGUCUCCAUAUCGAAAGAUUGGGCGAACAGCAUCACCACCCAAAUUGGUAAUCAGAAUCGAACGGUGGCGGACAAUCUCCUUCGGUCUCUCUUAUUGACUGAGAACGUGUGCCCGGUAAACGGUAGCUACCCGCUGUACUCACGCGCGCCACGCCCUAUGAUGCACGAAGCCAUUGUCUCCUCUUUAGUGGCAAAUGGCAUGUCUCACGCAGCAGGUCCCUUCAACAUGUCAGCACAAAAUCUCCACGAUGGUACCUUCCGAUGGGUAACCCGAAUUGGUGACCUGAUCAACCCCCCCGGCUUGAUCCUGACAUUCCAGUCCCAUGUUUUGGGUUUUGCAUGGAAUAUGGAUGGGACGGCAAUCAGAAUCGCUAUUUCGAUCCUUAUUUUAUACUGUCUAUACGCAACUAUCUAUGUUGUGUACACCUUCGUCACAGGGCAUAGCUCGCAUGCCUGGGACACAAUAUCGAGCAUUACAGCGUUGGCGUUCAAUUCAAGGCCCACCAAGGUACUGGAGAACACGAGUGUGCGCAUUUCACAGACAGAAACCUUCCGAAAUCUAGUCAGUGUUAAGGAACUGGAGGCAGAGAAGCGGUUGGAGCUGGUCUUUCAACAGGAUGAACAGGAUCGAGGGCCAGUGCAGCGGGUUAAGGCUGGCAAAUCAUAUUCAUAG